UUUACACGGCUCACAAAGGCAUGCACCCGUCUGGAGGGGUCUUUGCUGUGCAGGACACCUAGGAGCUGCCCUAUGAGGCUUCUCCCCCACCCCCCUUUUUCUGACCGGCCUCCUUAAGAAGGUCCCAGGGGGCAGAAAGCGGAGCCCGGUGUUUUGUUCUUAUAGGGAGGAAAAAGUUUCGCAGAGUAACGCUGACAUCCAGGAAAUGAGUAAGACAGAAAGCGACCAAACCAGGCACGGCUAGCGGUGAGAAAAGUGAGCAUGGGGCUAAGAAGAAAGGAAGAGAUCCCGGGAAGCCUUUACCCAGCGCAUCGGCCGGUGGCUCCGUGAGCCAGUGUGUGGACGUUUACCAAGGCGAGGGAGAGGGGGCUGCCGUUUGCAACAGCACCGAAGUGGCUGGCGACAAGGCGCAGGAAGGAAUCGCCAUGCCAGCAGGCAUCUUCCGGGUGUGUCUGGUGGUGAUUACGGCCAUCGUCAACCACCCACUCCUCUUCCCCAAAGAGAAUGCCACCGUUCCUGAGUACGCUGAGGACAUCAUCCAGAAGAUGAAGGCGCAUGAGGAGAACCUCCGGCUGGAGCAGCUGCGUUUGGAGCAAGAGAUUGCCGGACAGGAGGCCGCGCUAAAGACUUUGGAAAAGGCCACAGAGACGGAGGAGCAGAACAUCAAGGAACCUCUCCCCUGGGACUUGUGGAGCGCCAUGUCCAUGGUCAUCUUCCUGCUGAUCGAGCUCUGGAGGCAGGAUUACCAAGAUGGGAACUGGCAGGAGUCAGCCUGUGAGGAAGACGACAUGGCCGUUCUAGGGAAAGCAUUCAAGGGCGUGGCCCUCCCAGACAAGGCCGCGUUGGCCAACUUCUACGAGAGGUGUAUCCUGGGUGCCACCGGUGACAUGGCUAGGAAGCGAGAGUUGGUGGAAGGCUUUGCGGAUGACUUGCUGGAGGCCCUGAGGAGCGUGUGUAACCGGGACGCCGACAUGGAAGUGGAGGAGUCCAUAGGGGUGGGGAGCAUGUACGAAAACUGGAGGGUGAACAAGCCUUUGGUUUGCGACUUGAUCGUCCCUUUCACGCCCCCAGAGCCAUACUGUUUCCGAUCCCAGACCUGGUGCUCAAGGGAGUCAGUCCGACCAGACAAACAAGGCUACGGCACCAUAAAAGUCUGCAGGGCGGAUGAGGAUGUAGCAGGUUGCAUCUGUGGCAAGACUAAGCUGGGGGAAGACAUGUUGUGCCUCCUCCAUAGCCAAACCAACCAGACCAGGCCCAGCGGUGAGAUGGAGGAUCUGCUGUGCUUCAAGAAUACCCAGUAUCUGGAUGCCGACCAGGUCAUGAAGUGGUUCCAGAUCGCGAUCACCAAGUCUUGGAACAAAAUCUCCCACAAAUAUGAAUUCGACGUCACCUUCAACCUCUUGGACGCACCGGGAGCCCUGAAGAUAAAAUUCAGGUCUGGGAAGUCCAUUGCCUUUAAUCUCACCCCUGUGGUACAGUGUGAAGACUCGGAUGCCUAUUUCAUCUCCCAUUUCCCCCGCAGCGGCCUGACAGCUGAUCCUGCCUCCAGUACUGACUGGUUUGUUACUUUUGCGGUGUACGAGAGGAGGUUCAUCCACUCCAUCUCCAAAAAGCUGCCUGCCAAUGCCUGCCACCUUAGCUGCCUUCAGAUCCUCUCCUUCCUUCAUGGAAAGCAGUGCAGCUUAACAGGUCCAAGCAGCCUCACCAACUACCACCUGAAGACAGUGAUGCUGCAUUUACUGCAGGCCCGGCCCUAUCAGGACUGGGCCUCUGAGAACCUGGAGGCCAGGCUGCAAGACAUGCUGAAGUUCCUGGAGAAAAGCCUGCAGGAAAAGAAGCUCUGCCACUUUUUCAUUGGAAACCGGAAGGUGCCAGAGAUGCUGAACUUCCCAGUAGUGUUCCAGAAGGCAGAGCCACUCAACCUUUUCCGUCCAUUUGUUCUGCACAGGGACGCUUACAGAAAGACAGUGGACACGUUUCAUGAGAUGCUGAGGAACACAUCCGCACUGAUAAAUGAGUACACAGUGCACAUUCCCUCUGUGGGACACACAAAUAUGCUCCACAAAGAAUCCCUUUAGCAGGACCAGUGGAGAAAUGCUCUUCCACCAAGCACAAGUUCCUGGGGCAUCGCAGAAACCUCUUGUAGGCAGUUGACUUCAGCAGGAGAGACUCUCUCCUUUCAUGGAAACCAGUGCAGGCCCUGGUUUCUUCAGAGUGGGAGCAGAAGAAAGAAGGGGAGAAACUGAAAGAUUUAUGCUGUCAAAUGUCCCUCCACUCCACCAAUGGGUUGGCUGGUUUGUUUUUUCACAUUGUGCACCAGUUCCUGUGGUGGUGACAAGCAACAGACAGGACUAAUCUAUUCAGGUGUUGCAAUGCAAAUAUUGGGGGUUAUUCAGAAUCUCUAAUCAAAUAUUUAGUUUGUUUUUAAAGGAGGAGGAAGGGAAGGGGAUGAGAGGGAAACUAAGAUGGCUCCCACAAAAAAAAUAAUGUUGCAAAUGAGACCUCCUACUUGUAAAAAGCAACAGCCCUGUGACUGCAGCUUGAAAGUUUAGUAACAGCUGGUUUUUCUGUGUUUGGGGGUGGAGGGAGUUAAAACCCAGACUCUGCAGAUGAAUUUCAAUCCCCCAUAUAGCAGCAGAGAAAGCAGCAUUGAAAUCAACCAUCGUUUUUUAAACUAAUGGGAAUUCAAGUUGCAAAAGUGCCCACCUAGUAGGACUUUCAGCUGCAGCAAAACAACCUCUUCCCCUUUCCUCCCCCACCCAAAUACAUAUUUCCUGUACCUUGCAAAAUCCUUCUCCCUUGGGAAGCAUACCGGAGACAGGGAGCAGGAUGCAUUUGUGAUACAAUUAUAAUUAGUCUCUUUCGUUAUCAUCCUGGUAAAGGGCAGGGGAGUAGACUUCGUGCCUGGGUGAGCAUAUGGUCAGGACAGUGUCCCAUUGCUGUUCUGAAUAACACAAUCGAGCAUUCUUUUGAUGUUCGUAUCCUUUGAGCAGCAAGACAGACACAAACAGAGCAGGUUCCUGAGGGACAAACUGUGUUUUCCACUUAAGCAGCUGAUAUGUGUGUAGAGGAACCCACUGAUGCCACUGUGAAAUGAGCCCAGAUAUAACAGUCUCCUAGCAGGGUAGGUAUUAACCUCGCAACCUGGUAUGAAUAAUCUGCCUGCCUGCUUUCGUAGGAUAAAAAAUGUACUAGAACUGCUAUGACUAAGAAAAAGAGUGGUACACAAGGGCAACUGGCAAACAGGAGCUUUAAAGCUGGAUGUGGCAAACUCUUAGUCUCCACAGUAAAACUGCUAUCCUGUCUCUCCUCCUAAACACCCCCCGGAAGGUCUCCAUCUGCAUCCAGACAAGACUGCCUCCAGUCUUCAGAAAUGCUGCUGCUUUGAUCAGUUGCUUUUAGGAGUCUCAGCUAGAGUGAGGCGAGGCCCACAGCCCUGUGGGACCAAAGCAUGGUGCAUUUACAGCCCCUCCCAAGCUUCAAGCAACUGCAGGAGAGCGAGAGUCUGAGGAUCAAGUCUUGGCUUCCAAAUCUGGAAGGCUUUAAACAAUUUUGUAUUUUGAGGUUAGGGCUCUUGUCUUAGCUGUAUACAUCACGUGGCUCUGUUUUUAGAAGAGGGGGAUACUGUCCUUGAGGGCUGUAUAGACAGCACUGGUGAUGCCACCUUACAGCAUUGUGCUGUAACCCACUCAACCUAGUUACGGCACUUCUGGAAAGUAGAUUUGAUCCCAUCUCAUUGAUAGUGACACCCUCUGGCAAUAGACGAAUUAUCCAGCCUGCUACUGAGAGUGAACCUUCAAGAGAAGGUUCCCCUUUCCAGGAGGACUCAUUAUCCCACCCUUCUUGAAUGGAUGCCCAAAUCCACCCUUCCAGUGGAAAAGGGGUCCUUAUACACAAAGGCAGAGGGCAUGAACUGAGAACUCGGGGGUUGUAAAUUUUGCUUCUGCCACUAGCUUGCAGCCAGCCUCAGGUGAUAUAAAUUGAGCCAUACCCUAGAGCAGGGGGUUGAGGGUUUUUAGGUGAUCACCGGUUUUAUCUCUAAUCUUACCUAUGACAUUAAAAGUGUUUUGGAUCAGAAAGUGACUUCUGCAUUGUUCAGAAGGGUGGGGGGAGGAGGAAGAAGGUCUAUUGGUUAAUGGCUGCGGCUAAAGUCUCUGAGCCACUUGAGAAGCGAAGUUGAUGGUCUCAAUGCCACAUUCUGGCAGCCAUCUGUCUGCAUCCCCAAACCACCACAUACCAUUGGUGGUCAUUUUUUUUCAGCAGAAGAACAAGACUGGAGUGACAGGGCAUGUCUGGCUGCUGUAGGUCGGGCAUGAGGUAGCAAGUGCUAUUGGGCUUUGGCUUUUAUCAGCACAGACCAUUAAACAACGAUGGGUAACCAAAGACAGUCACAAGGGACUAACGGGCAAUUUGGAUACAAUGAGCAAAAAUAUAAGGAAGGGUUUAGAGAGCUAUGGGGACUUGUAGAUACAUCAGACGCUCUGUGGAACAAUUUAAAACGAAAGUAAUGUGCCUCUGGGCAGCAGCUGAGUGCACAGUGCAUUGUACAGUGUGUCCUCACCAGCCCUAUCACGUGUAGGGUCUGGGGAGGCAGCUGUGGCUUAGGCCCCUCCUCAGUGGAUUAUUAUUACAGCUAGAGAGAAGUGAAAAUCAGUUUGACAUUUCCUGUGAGGAGUCUGAACUUAGCAUAUCAGAAGCACAGAAAGAAAUCCAUGACCCUGGUGACACAGGAAAUGACAUGUCAUGGACUGGAAAAAAAAAAAAAAGUUGA
Molecule: messenger RNA, 4771 nt
Organism: Malaclemys terrapin pileata
Lineage: Eukaryota; Metazoa; Chordata; Testudines; Emydidae
Gene: ITPRIP
Product: inositol 1,4,5-trisphosphate receptor interacting protein
Exons: 2
Coding region: 426-2078 (550 amino acids)
Cellular component (GO): membrane
Molecular function (GO): protein kinase inhibitor activity
Source: RefSeq, a predicted model, not a curated record